CGAAAAUGCCCGGCGGCCGUCCCCCUCUCUGCCUCGAUGAACACCGCGAGUUCAUUACCACCAGCAUCCAAGUCCUCGGCCUCACGCGCGAAGAAGUCGUCGAUGAACUCUCCAAAUCCCAUGGCUUAGCGGUCAGUCGCGGCACUCUCAGAAGAAGGCUGUUAGACUGGGGCAUUCGAACGCAGCGGGCGAACUUUUCCGACUCUCCGGCUCUGCGAGUGCGGUUACAGCAUUAUUUCCACAAUUCGGGCCUGACCGAUCUGGAAAUCUCUGAGACGUUGACGCGCGAUGAAGGCUUUGAUAUCAGCCCGAAGCGCGUAGCGAAAUGUCGGAAAGAAAUGGGCUUGUACAAGAGGGUAGAUGCGGACAAGAGGGGUGUGGCGGAGCGGACAGUGGAGGAGUUGUUAAAGAAGGAGUUGGAGGAGAAUGAGGCAGUUAGGGAACUGGGCCAGAAGGCGUUGUAUAAGCAUUUGAGGUCUAAAUACAAUGUGACGGGAAGAGACCGCAUUUUCACCAUUGCGAAGAGGCUUGAUCCCGAGGGCCCGGAGAGAAGAUCGAGGGCGCAGAGGAAGGGAGCGAGGAGGAGUGGAUUGAGAAAGGAGAGGGAGGCGAAAGCUGCGGAAGAGGAGGCGCGACGGCAGCAGCAGCAGCAGCCAGGCGGAGAGCAUCUGAUUGAACAACAACAGCAUGAACAAUCACGGCCAGAGUAUGUGCCUCUGGAUCCGACCAUGUACGACAGCAACUAUGGCGCUUACGGCCAGCAACCUGGUGUGCCAAACGGUGAUGCUGCAAUAACCAACCAUCUCCAUCCUCACCAUCGUGUGCCGCAGGAGGAACAUUCUCAAGUAGGCGAGGGGUCGACAAACUCACGAGGUCAGCUGCAGUGCUACUAUCCCUCCUCGAUCACGACUGGUGUGAAUCUAGAAGAGGAUUAUCACUAUGCUCGCGGUCUGACCGGAUGACCAGACAUGGACUGAACAUGGUUAACUGCUCAAUGAUGCAAGGGUUAGUUGAAAAGCUUACGGAAUAUCACGCAAAGCUGUCUUGAUCCUGUCGAGAAAUUCGUAGCAAAGGAAAGUGUUGUCGCGUAUCUCUGCUUGCAGCCUAGAGAUAGGUACCUUAUUUACGCCCCUAAACAGAAAUCAG
Messenger RNA from Sphaerulina musiva SO2202, 1146 nucleotides. RefSeq lists its product as uncharacterized. The transcript has a single exon. The record is from RefSeq and is a predicted model, not a curated record. Bases 6 to 962 code for a protein of 318 amino acids. Lineage: Eukaryota; Fungi; Ascomycota; Dothideomycetes; Mycosphaerellales; Mycosphaerellaceae.